GCGGGAUGUGGCCGGGCAUGGUGGUGGGGGUGGUCCGGACGGCCGUGCGUCGGGGUCCGGCGCUCAGCCUUCGCCUGGCCUCGCGGGGCCUGCACGCCACGGGGGCUCGGGCUGUGCCGCUCAUCCCCAUCGUGGUGGAGCAGACGGGUCGCGGCGAGCGGGCCUACGACAUCUACUCGCGACUGCUGCGGGAGCGCAUCGUGUGCGUCAUGGGGCCGAUCGAUGACAACGUGGCCAGUCUGGUGAUCGCCCAGCUGCUCUUCCUUCAGUCCGAGAGCAACAAGAAGCCUAUUCACAUGUACAUCAACAGUCCAGGCGGCGUGGUGACGGCAGGCCUGGCCAUCUACGACACCAUGCAGUACAUACUGAACCCCGUCUGCACCUGGUGCGUGGGCCAGGCCGCCAGCAUGGGCUCCCUGCUCCUGGCCGCGGGCUCGCCCGGCAUGCGGCACUCACUGCCCAACGCGCGGAUCAUGAUCCACCAGCCCUCCGGGGGCGCGAGGGGCCAGGCCACAGACAUCGCCAUCCAGGCCGAGGAGAUCAUUAAACUCAAGAAGCAGCUGUACAGCAUCUACGCCAAACACACCAAGCAGAGCCUGCAGGUGAUUGAGUCGGCCAUGGAGAGGGACCGUUACAUGAGCCCCAUGGAGGCGCAGGAGUUCGGCAUCUUGGAUAAGGUCCUGGUCCACCCGCCCCAGGAUGGCGAGGAUGAGCCCCAGCUGGUGCAGAAGGAGCCCCCAGUGGCGGCGGCCGACUCGACCCCCACGGCUGAGCCCAUCCCCGUCAGUGCCUGACAGCUGGCCCUCCCCCUCCCCUCCGGCACCCGGAACCCCGGCCCUACAGAACUCUACUCUUGGCGGUUGCUCCCGGUGGGGCAGGGGAACCCCCCACCCCAGCCGAGACACUGUGAUUGGCAAUUAAAUUCAGACUGUCUUUUGCU
This is a messenger RNA of Erinaceus europaeus (western European hedgehog), 940 nucleotides long. RefSeq names its product caseinolytic mitochondrial matrix peptidase proteolytic subunit (gene CLPP). The transcript has 6 exons. Gene Ontology annotation, cellular component: endopeptidase Clp complex. The record is from RefSeq and is a predicted model, not a curated record. The coding region runs from base 6 to 794 and encodes 262 amino acids. Gene Ontology annotation, biological process: protein quality control for misfolded or incompletely synthesized proteins. Gene Ontology annotation, molecular function: ATP-dependent peptidase activity; ATPase binding; serine-type endopeptidase activity. Lineage: Eukaryota; Metazoa; Chordata; Mammalia; Eulipotyphla; Erinaceidae.